UGGGGUGUGUACAUUAAUGAGGAAAAAAAUCAACUUAAAUGAUUUUAGCAGAGUUACUUUCUCAAUAUGGCAUCGCUGUCGUACUGCCAUGGAAGGCAAGUUCUGCUUUGCAGAUUUUGCAUUGCACAUUCUUCUCUUUUAUUUUGGUAAACUUUCAAGCUCCGUUGUCGGCUAGCCACGUUACUGUUUUUACAAAUUACAAAUUUGAUAAUUGGCGUAAUCAUGACUAGUCAACUAGUCUUGGCAGCCCUACUACUGACUGUCUUCCAAACAUCAGCCAGACCAAUCAGCCUUCAGUCCCGAUAGCAACCAUUUUAAAACACACCAGACCUUUUAAAAAUGAAUUUUAAGAAGGAUUUUCAUUGUCAAAUGUCUCAGUUGAUUCACUUGAAAACAGUUAAGUUCACUGUUCAGAGUCUUGAAAAUCAAACUCCAUGUCCCAAAAUACAUCUUGCCUAAUUCAGCAAGUCAUGUCACAUGUUCACUUCUCAUCUUGCUCUUGUGUUGGCACCUCCUCUUAAAGCCACACACACACACACACGUUUCAUCCGGUCCAUUUAUUACAUUCUCUAUGAUUGUGCAGAGAUCAUGCAGAGUUUGUGGGAAGUGGAUUUGUCAUCAGAAUUAAUUCUGAUUUGUCAUCAGAAUUACAGCAGAAAUGUCAGUUAUAAACUCUGCCAUUUUAAAUGCCUCCGCCUCCUCUUGAAACCUGAGUCACAGUGGAACUUCCUGUUCUUUGUGUUCUGCUCGCUUCGAAGCUGUUGUUAUUAUGAGGAGAAAUGGCUCAGGGAGGAAAUCAGGUUGACCGAGAAAGAUUCUGCUGCUCGAUCUGUUUGGAUCUACUGAAGGAUCCGGUGACUGUUCUCUGUGGACACAGCUUCUGUAUGAACUGUAUUAAAAGCCACUGGGAUGGUGAGGGUGAGAAGAUGAUCUACAGCUGUCCUCUGUGUAGAGAGACAUUCAGACCGAGACCUAAACUGAUGAAAAGCACCAUGUUAGCAGAUUUAGUGGAGGAGCUAAAGAAGACUGAAGUCCAUGAUGCUUCUGCUGAUCACUGCUCUGCUGGAGCUGAAGAUGUGGCCUGUGACGUCUGCACUGACAGGAAACUGAAAGCUCUGAAGUCCUGUUUGGUUUGUUUGGUCUCUUACUGUGAGGAACAUCUCCAGCCUCAUUAUCAAUCACCUGCAUUUAAGAAACACAAGCUGGUGGAGCCCUCCAAGGACCUCCAGGAUAACAUCUGCCCUCGUCACAAUAUGGUGAUGGGCAUGUUCUGUCGCACUGAUCAGCAGUGUAUCUGUCGUCUCUGCUCUGUGGAAGAACAUAAAGACCACAACACAGUCUUGGCUGCAGUAGAGAGGAUGCAGAAGCAGAGAGAGCUGGAGCUGAGUCUCCAGAGACUGCGGGACAGCAAGAGCAUGCAGAUGCUUACAAAGGAGCUGAGGGCUAUUGAUCUCUCUGCUGAUAAAGCAGUGAAGGACAGUGAGAAGAUCAUCAGUGAGCUGAUCCGACUCCUGCAGGAAAGAAAAUCUGAGGUGAAUCAGCAGAUCAGAUUCCAGCAGAAAACUGAAGUGAGUCGAGUCAGAGUUCUUCAGAUGAAGCUGCAGCAGGAGAUCACUGUGCUGAAUUGGAGAGAAGCUGAACUGAAGCCGCUUCUGAACUCAGAGGAUCACACCCAGUUUCUCCUCACCUACCUCUCAGUGCCAGCACUCAGUCCAUCUACAUACUGGUCCAGCAUUCACAUCCAACCUCGGAGAUACUUUGAGGAGGUGACGUCAGCUGUGGCAAAGGUCAGAGAUCAAGUACAGCACGUUCUGACUGAGACACAGAGCGAUGUCCCAAGGACAGAGACUAAAGUGGAUGUUUCACUAUCACAGCCACAGCCAGAGACCAAAGAAGACUUCCUCAGAUAUUCACAGGCAAUCACACUGGAUCCAAACACAGCAAACACUUGUCUGGUGUUAUCUGAGGGAAACCGAACUGUAGCAGCAGUGUGGGAAGCUCAGCCUUAUCGUCAUCACCGACACAGAUUCACUCAUUUGUGUCAGGUGCUGAGUAGAGAGAGCAUGACUGGGCGUUGUUACUGGGAGGUUAAGUGGACAGGAAGAGGACUUUGUGUAGCACUGACGUACAAAAACAUCGGCAGAUCAGGGAGAUCGGGAGAAUUCGUGUUGGGAAACAAUGACAACUCUUGGGCUUUGGAUUGUUCUAACAACUGUUGUGAGUUUUUUCACAAGGGCAUCAAGACCAAAGUGUCAAGUGGUUUGUCCUGCAAAAUAGGAGUUUACCUGGACCACAGUGCAGGUAUUCUGUGCUUCUACAGAGUCUCUGACACCAUGACUCUCCUCCACAGAGUCCACACCACAUUCACUCUGCCUCUCCAUGCUGGAGUUAGGCUUAAUUUUCCCGGAACCGUAGCUGAGUUCUGUUAACUCGAAUUGAGUUGUUUAUGGAGCAGUCAGAAAAAUAAACUGAGGAAAAACAUAUACUGUAUAGUAGCAUAGUUUUAACACUGUGCUUGGUUGAAACAACCAAACGUUAAACGCACAGAUGAACGGACUUUUCUCAUGAAAACACAAACUGCUCUGUUGAAUAUUUGUUUUGACGUGUUUCAAGCGUCGUCGUUUUCCUAUAAUCAGGUUUUAGCGUGUUUUUUUGUUCUGAAAGAGCCGAUGUUUUGUACAUUCAUGAUCCGCUGAUGUUUUUAUGAAAUUGUAAUGACCGUAGUUGUAGUGAUCGUCGUCAAUGAGGUCUCUGUUUUUUUCUGUUUAUCUGAAGUGAAUCUGAAGAACAAGAGUCCCUGAACAGACUUUUUCAAUCAAUCAAUAUGAGGGAACAAAUUGAAGCUUGAAAUAAAUAAGGUGAAUAAACAUA
This is a messenger RNA of Solea senegalensis (Senegalese sole), 2871 nucleotides long. RefSeq names its product tripartite motif-containing protein 16-like. The record is from RefSeq and is a predicted model, not a curated record. NCBI's taxonomy places the organism in Eukaryota, Metazoa, Chordata, Actinopteri, Pleuronectiformes, Soleidae. The transcript has a single exon. The coding region runs from base 780 to 2429 and encodes 549 amino acids. Gene Ontology annotation, molecular function: protein binding; zinc ion binding.